AUGUUACGUUACUCUUGCGUAACUCAUGCAUCAUCAAUUACAAGAAAUUCCUUAUUUAAAACUUAUUUUUCCAAGUUGUCAUCCUUAAAUUUGAAGGGAGAAAAGAAUUCACUUGAUGUGAACCCACCUUUGAAACGCUACAGGAAUUCUACUUCUGUUAUACGUGCAUUAAUUUCAUGUGUGCAACCUGUUCCAGAAGCUCCAAUUUUCGAUUUAGGUCCAGAUUUUAGUCGUUUACCGACCGCAAGAACACGUCUUUGUAUGUUGUCAAAAGCUAAAGGUCGUUUAGCCGCAAGAGUAUCUGCCAGAGAUUUUUUUCCAAAUGAUAUUACAGCUUUAGGUACAGAAGCUCCACUUAUUAAUCGAUGGAUACCUAUACAAACUCCAGAUAAUAUUUUGAAGCGUGCUGUUGAAGGAUCAUUAAGCAAUGAUGAAGCUAUGGAUCGGUUGAUUUUACUUCUUGCUCCUGAACAUUCGUGGAAAUUAUAUAAAGAGAUAGCUCCUGAUUACAAAUGGACAUCGAAUACUUUGCAUCGUUUGCUUGACCUUUUAUGUGUUACAAAUGGUGGUCGAGGUGGAUUUCAUUCCCAUGUAUUAUUAAAUAAUUAUAAUUGGAGUAAUCUUCCAGAUCCAGAUGAAAUCUAUAUAACUCACCGUUUUGAUAUUACUACUACAUCUAAUCAUGAUAAACAAAUAAUAACCAAUCGAAACGAGUUGGAAAAUACAACAAAUGACGAAAUCAACGAUGAGUUUACAGGGGACUCCAUAUCAUUAGUAGAAGAAUCUAAUAAUUGGGAUUUAGAUACACCUGCAGAGAAAUUGUUUCAUAAAGAAUAUAACAUUCUCAAUACUCCAGCAGGUUAUCGAAGUAUGAUUCGUGGUGCAGCUAGAUUUGGUAAUGCUGAUCGUGCUUUCGAAUUGACUAAACUUGUAUGGGAAUCAAAACAUGACGAUAAAUAUCUUGAUCUAGCCACUUACAAUCAAUUAAUUCGUUCUCUACAUCAAUUAACAAUUGUAAUGAGAGGUGAAGAAAAACUUUGGAAUGUAAUUGUAAAUAUUUUAGAACAUGUGGAAACAUGUGGAGAUCCAAUAAAUAUUUCAAUUUUUACUAAUAUUCUUUAUACACUUGCACAUACAAGUGCUAAAAUGAAAUAUUCAAUGUCAUCAACAUUACAUUUAUCUGAUGAAAAUUAUGUUUCAAUAGGUUUAGGCUUAUUAAAUGAAUUAAAACGAUUAAAUUUUAAACCUGAACUUGGUACAUUAGCUAAUUUGUUGUUUCUAAUUAACGAAACACCAGCACCUCUAAAUCGAUCUUCCACAUCGACAAUAACUAAAUCCAUGAUAAAUAAACAGAAUAAUAAUAAUUUGGUCAAUGAUCAUACUGAUCAUUCAUCAUAUACUUGUUCUAAUCUAUUGAAUGAACUAUUAAAUGAAAUAGAAAUCUAUUUUAAUAAUAAUAAUUCUGGUAUAGGCCGAUCACCUCAACGUUUCGAUGCAUGGACAAUAGAUGAUUAUAUGUUUUUUCCAAUAGCAAUGAAAUGUGCAAUGAAUGAAUUAAAUGUAAAAUUAGGUCAAAAAAUCCAUAAUUUAUUAAUUCAUCAUGAAGAUAGAACAUUUUUAUUGCCUAAUAUUCGAAUGAAACGAAGUUAUUUACAUGAUUAUUGUAAAUUAAUGAUUCAGUUUAAUAAAUCUGAUUUAAAUGAAUUUAAUCAAUUAAUUCAACGUUUUAAUACAACUUAUUGUCAGUAUUUUGAUGUGGUUUUACCGUCAAACAAUUUACUGACAACUUUAGUCAGAAAUUAUGACCGUAUAUUACGUUUAUGCGAUAAUUAUACUGUACAAAAACUAAAAAUCCCUUCAAGAAAAAAAACAUAUAAUCAGCAACAAAUUCAUUCAAUAAAAUUAACCACAUAUAGUUACUUAUGCAGAAUAUUAGAUGAUUUGUUGAAUAUUGAAUUCUCUCAUUAUUUACGUUUUAAUCCAAACAUCAUUGAACGGAUAACACAUAUAGUGUACAAAUGGGCUACUAUUAAUCCAAAGGAUGCAUUAGAUAUGUCUAUGAAAAUAAUAAAUGCUUUAAAAAGAUCAGAUAAUUUAAUAAAGACAAUCAAUGAUGUUUCUACAAAUACUGGAUCUCAUUAUGACGUCAAUAAAUUAAAAAUCGAUCAAUCAACUGUGAAAAAAUACGACGAACUUGUUAAAUUUAUGAUAAACGAAAGUACAAAAUUAUGUUUCCCAAUUUUUGAUCAAUUAUCUGCUGAAUAUAAUAGUGAUAAUAAAACUAAUCGUGAAGAAUACUUAACAUGGAAAACAAAAUUAGUUAAUACAUUAUAUGAUUGGUUUAGUUAUGCUGAUAGUCAUAAUAUGAUAACUUGGGAAUGGGCAACAAAAGGAUUAUAUAUUUUAUUGAAAGAAGAUGAUUUUAUACAACUGGAUUUUAUGUGGAAUGUUAUGCAAUGUUUGGUGAAACAAGAUGUGGAAUUCAAAGUUUAUGUUAGAGAACAAAGAGAUUUAUUAGAACCGGUUUUAAACAUUCUAGAACAAUCCAUUUCAAAAAUCUCACGGCAAGAUAUUGAAUCUACCGAAAAAUUAGAAUGUUUACAGUUCCUGAGGAAAGUUCUUAGAGCCACGGAGUCUGCAAAUAUGCUACCCUUGUAUUCUAGUACGUCUAAUCCCGUUAAAGUUCGCGCCCAUGAUUCUCAAUAA
Molecule: messenger RNA, 2706 nt
Organism: Schistosoma rodhaini
Lineage: Eukaryota; Metazoa; Platyhelminthes; Trematoda; Strigeidida; Schistosomatidae
Source: the annotation of a GenBank genome assembly